AUGGCAGGUAUGAAUGCAUCGGAGAACUUAUUACAAUGUCCAAUAACAAUGGAAUUAUUUCGUGAUCCAGUCUUGACACCAGAUGGUCAUACCUAUGAGAGACAAGCGAUCGAACAAUGGAUUCAAAGUCAUGGAACAAGUCCGAUGACGCGACAGCCAUUGUCCACUGAACAGCUGUAUCCGAAUCGUACUGUGAAAGAACUUGUUGACGGUUUUGAGACAUUCUUGCGCCAAAAAAAUUACCAGUUUAUAUUAGAUGUCGAUGUGAAAAAAAAGAAAGGACGACCACUAUUUCAGACAGUCGGGAAAACAAUUUAUGAUGCUGAAUGGUUACCAAAUAAUAAUAAUCGACCAGAAAUAAUAUUAUUAAAAAUUGAUGGUGCUCGGGCAAAAAAAGAAGCAUCUUUCUACGUAGAUUUAAGUCGUCAUCCGCAUAUCAUUCGAACAUUUGGUUUUGUAUAUGACAGAAACAAUCCCGACCAAGAUAAUUCAGUCCUGCUUUUACAAGAAUAUGCACCCGAAGGAAGCUUUUAUGAAGUAUUACAGGAACGAAGGACGGCUCCUGAUGAACCAAUUCUCAUUGAAAUAUUUUUACAGAUUAUUGAGGCAAUGAUAUGCCUGGCAUAUAAUUAUGUCAUUCAUGGUGAUUUAGCGGCUCGUAAUGUCCUGGUAUUUCGUUUUGAUGAAAAUCAACCAGAAAGGAAUGUUGUGAAAAUCACCGACUUUGGUCUUAGUAGACAUAGUCAACUGUAUUCAAGGAUACCAGGUGCUGCAAGAACAACAUUGAACAUAGUUCCUAUUCGGUAUGCGGCACCAGAAGUACUUUCAUCGAAUGCAACAUCGGAAGUGUACACUGAAAAAUCAGAUGUUUAUUCAAUGGGUGUGUUAAUGUGGGAAGCAUAUUCUCGAGGUUUAUUGCCAUGGGCGAACAUCGAACGCGAUGAUGAUGUCAUUCGACGAGUCAGAAAUGGCGAUUUACUACCUCAACCAUCCAAUUGUAGUCAACCUUUUUGGUCGAUCAUCACAAGAACCUGGUCCCGAUCACCAAGUGAUCGCCCAACAUUCACUGAAUUGAAAAAUCUUCUAAGCAAACAAUACUAUCGUUCAAGUAAUUGUUGA
Rotaria sp. Silwood1 is the source of this 1119-nucleotide messenger RNA. The record is from the annotation of a GenBank genome assembly. Lineage: Eukaryota; Metazoa; Rotifera; Eurotatoria; Philodinida; Philodinidae.